Racocetra persica is the source of this 236-nucleotide messenger RNA. The record is from the annotation of a GenBank genome assembly. Lineage: Eukaryota; Fungi; Glomeromycota; Glomeromycetes; Diversisporales; Gigasporaceae.
AUGCCAGAUGAUCAAUAUACUGCGUCAAUUAAUUCUUAUGAACCUUCUCUUAGAACCACCAAAGCACUUAUUAACCAAGAACCAACACCAAUUACCACAUCAAUUAACCUUUACGAAACUAUUAUUUCGGAUUUCGUAACCUCACACACUUAUAAUCAUAUCACUACUAUUCCUUCUUUCGGAACUACUGAUGCAUUCGUUGGCCAAGAGCAAACGUUAUAUGAUCAAAAUACCGC